AUGUCUGAGCCCAACUGCACGGGUGAGAAACUCCCGGCAGGAGGCAACGGGAAUCUCUCCAAUCACAGCCUGGUGGACCUGGUCUCCUUCCUGCCUUCGGACGGCACCCAAGCCACCCGGAUCGCUAUCGCUGUUGUCUACUCCGCCGUCUGCACCCUGGGGAUGCUGGGCAACCUGCUGGUGUUCUUCCUCUUGGGCUCCAGGCCCCGCCGGAGAAUGUCCAGCGUGACUUGCUUCGUGCUCAACCUGGCGGUGACCGACUUCCAGUUUGUCCUGACCUUGCCCUUCUGGGCGGUGGACACGGCCCUGGAUUUCAGCUGGCCCUUCGGCAAGGUCAUGUGCAAGCUGAUCGCCUCGGUCUCGGCCAUGAAUAUGUACGCCAGCGUCUUCUUCCUCACUGCCAUGAGCGUGGCCCGCUACUGCUCUGUGGUGUCGUCCCUCAAGGCCGACCAGGGCUCCUCCUCCAGGCGCCUGGCUAAGGUGGCCAGUGCCAUCAUCUGGCUCUUUGCCGCCUUAGCCACCUUGCCACACGCCAUCUUCUCCACCACCCAUAGGGUCUCCGGGGAUGAGCUCUGCCUGGUUAAGUUCCCCAACCAAGCCCUGACGGCCUGGGGCAUCUUCAUCAAAUUCAACCUGGUGCCCUUCACGGAAGCCUUCUACAACACCCAGGCGUACAUCUUCCCCGUCACCGUGUGCCUGGCUCACACCAACAGCUGCCUCAACCCCGUCCUCUACUGCCUGGUGAGACGGGAGUUCCGAGAGGCGCUGAAGGGACUUUGCUUUGGGAGGGGGCGGUUCUGGGGGCAGAGAAGGGGAUGUGCCAUUGGGGGUGAUCUGUGCGAGUGUUUCAAUUGCGACAAAACCCAAGUGGCAUGUGAAAGUCUAACGACACACCGUGUCGAGCCUGGCAAGCCCUGA
Molecule: messenger RNA, 918 nt
Organism: Emys orbicularis (European pond turtle)
Lineage: Eukaryota; Metazoa; Chordata; Testudines; Emydidae
Product: relaxin-3 receptor 1-like
Exons: 3
Coding region: 1-918 (305 amino acids)
Biological process (GO): cell chemotaxis; calcium-mediated signaling; positive regulation of cytosolic calcium ion concentration
Cellular component (GO): external side of plasma membrane; membrane
Molecular function (GO): C-C chemokine receptor activity; C-C chemokine binding
Source: RefSeq, a predicted model, not a curated record